Molecule: messenger RNA, 3339 nt
Organism: Nannizzia gypsea CBS 118893
Lineage: Eukaryota; Fungi; Ascomycota; Eurotiomycetes; Onygenales; Arthrodermataceae
Product: DNA polymerase delta catalytic subunit
Exons: 4
Coding region: 1-3339 (1112 amino acids)
Biological process (GO): base-excision repair, gap-filling; nucleotide-excision repair, DNA gap filling; DNA-templated DNA replication
Cellular component (GO): delta DNA polymerase complex
Molecular function (GO): DNA-directed DNA polymerase activity; nucleotide binding; 3'-5'-DNA exonuclease activity
Source: RefSeq, a predicted model, not a curated record
AUGGCUGAGUCUCUCAAACCACAGAAGAGAAUCCUGGGCGAUGCGAGUGUCAGCCGUCGAAACGUCCAGGUCCGGUCUACCUCCCCUGCCUCUGCCAAAAAGCGGAAGCUCGAGACUGGUCAACCACAAACUAGUGUCCGGGCACCGCCUUUAUUAUCGUCGCAAAAUGGAUUGAAAAGCUCGUUUGGCUCGGCUCAGCGGUCUCAGCACAAGAGCCAAUUCGAGGAUGUGUUGGAGAAGUUAACCCAGGAUAUUGGAGACCUGAAAGAAAAUAAUGCGGAGAAAGACCAGAAAUGGGAGCGUCCACCUUUGGACAACUUUGAUCCAUCUAGAGACAACCUAUGCUUCCAGCAGAUCGACGUUGAGGAAGGUUACAUGGCUGGAGGAACUGCAGUGAAGCUAUUUGGUGUCACUGAGAACGGCCACUCGGUACUUCUUCAUGUUACAGGCUUUAUGCAUUAUCUAUAUAUUGCAGCCCCAGUCGCCUUCACGCAAGCCGAUUGUGUUCCGUUUAAGGCCUAUCUUGAGAAUCAAUUAUCUGUUACAGAGCCCGUGAUACAUUCGGUUCAAAUGACUAUGAGAGAGAAUCUGUACGAGUUUCAGGGAAAUCAGCAAAGUCCGUACCUUAAAAUCACAGUGACGAACCCAAAGGCCAUUAUCACUGUUCGAUCUACCAUAAUGAGCGGCGCGGCCAAUUACAAAGGCAUGUGGAAAGGGGUUGAAGGAGAAAUUUUAACAUUCGACAAUAUUCAAUACCUUUUGCGAUUUAUGAUCGAUACUGGGAUCUCUGGCAUGUCCUGGGUUGAGGUACCUGCAGCAAAGUAUACAGUGUUACCACCCGGCAAAUGCCAUUCAAACUGCCAAAUCGAAGCGUCGGUGCAUUACCGUGAUAUGAUUGCCCAUCCCAAUGACGGAGAAUGGGCAAAAAUGGCACCCCUUCGUAUCUUGUCUUUCGAUAUAGAAUGUGCCGGCAGAAAAGGAAUUUUCCCUGAUCCAAACAUUGACCCAGUCAUCCAGAUUGCGAACAUAGUCACUCGAUACGGAGAGUCCAAGCCGUUUGUUCGCAACGUUUUCGUCAUGGACACAUGUAGCUCAAUUGUGAACACACAAGUACUAGAGUUCGAGCAGGAAGAAAAAAUGCUUAUGGCAUGGAGAGACUUUGUGGAAAGGGUCGACCCAGAUGUUAUUAUUGGAUAUAACAUUGCUAAUUUUGAUUUCCCGUACCUGCUAGAGAGAGCAGAACACCUGAACUGCCUGAAGUUCCCUUACUGGACACGGUUGAAGGGAGUUCCGUCUCAAGCUACAAAAACGUCAUUUGCCAGCAAACAAAUGGGCAAGCGAGACUCAAAAGCCACUAAUACCAAUGGAAGAAUUCAGCUAGACUUGUUGCAGUUGGUUCAGCGGGAUCACCACUUGCGAAGUUAUACAUUAAACUCUGUGUGUGCUGAAUUUCUCGGCGAGCAAAAGGAAGAUGUCCACCAUACUAUGAUAACAGAGCUUUACAACGGAACGCCAGAUUCCAGAAGGCGUCUUGCUGUAUACUGUUUGAAGGAUGCCUACUUGCCACAGCGACUGAUGGACAAGCUAAUGUGCUUGGUGAACUACACGGAAAUGGCAAGGGUAACGGGUGUUCCCUUCAACUUUCUUCUCGCUAGGGGUCAGCAGAUCAAAUUCAUAUCCCAGCUUUUCCGAAAAGCUCUUGAACAAAAGCUUGUGAUCCCGGACUUGAAGAAUGACGAGAAUAGCAACCAGCAAUACGAGGGAGCAACAGUUAUUGAACCUGUGAGAGAUUAUUAUGCAGUCCCCAUUGCAACCCUUGAUUUUGCAUCUCUAUACCCUAGUAUCAUUCAGGCGCACAACUUGUGCUAUACGACCCUUUUGAAUAAACGCACGGUUGAAAAAUUGGGGUUGAAAAAGGGUGAAGAUUACAUAGUUACGCCAAAUGAUGACAUGUUUUGCACCACCAAAAUUCGCAAAGGGUUACUUUCACAGAUUUUAGAGGAACUUCUCACAGCAAGAAAACGGGCAAAGCGGGAACUGGCUAUUGAAAAGGACCCAUUCAAGAAGGCAGUUUUGAACGGCCGACAACUUGCCUUAAAAAUCAGCGCCAACAGUGUGUAUGGUAUCACGGGUGCUACGAAUGGCAAAUUACCAUGUCUUCCCAUCGCUAGUAGCACUACUAGUUAUGGACGUCAAAUGAUUGAGAAAACUAAGGAAGAGGUCGAGGCCAGGUACACUAUAUCCAACGGCUACGCACAUGAUGCUAAAGUCAUAUACGGAGAUACCGAUUCUGUUAUGGUCAAAUUCGGAACUGCUGACCUUGCUGAAGCAAUGAAGCUUGGUGAAGAAGCCGCAGGAUUCGUAUCAUCCAAGUUUAUGAAGCCUAUUAAACUGGAGUUUGAAAAGGUCUACUACCCGUAUCUCCUUAUUAACAAGAAGCGUUAUGCUGGGCUGUUCUGGACCAACCCCACCAAAUAUGAUAAGAUGGAUACCAAAGGUAUCGAAACAGUUCGAAGAGAUAAUUGUCUCCUGGUACAAACUGUCAUUGAAACCGUUUUGAACAAAAUUCUCAUCGACCGGAAUGUCAAUGGAGCUGAAACCUAUGUUAAAAACAUAAUUUCAGACUUGCUUCAAAACAAAGUUGAUAUGUCAAAGCUUGUUAUUACAAAAGCCUUGACCAAAGAAAAAUACCAGGGUAAACAAGCCCAUGUGGAACUUGUUGAACGUAUGAGAAAACGAGAUGCUGGAUCUGCACCCACCCUUGGUGAUCGUGUUGCCUACGUUAUUGUUAGUGGCGUCACUGGAGCCAAAAACUACGAGAAAGCUGAGGAUCCGAUAUAUGUCCUCGAAAACAACAUUCCCAUUGAUACCAGAUAUUACCUGGAAAAUCAACUUGCCAAGCCAUUGACCCGUAUCUUCGAGCCUAUUCUCGGGGAAAAGAAAGCUGCUCAGCUACUGACGGGUGACCACACUCGUUCCAUUACAGUGGCAGCACCAAGUCUUGGUGGACUAAUGAAGUUUGCUAAGAAGACCCAAACCUGCAUGGGCUGCAAGAAACCACUGGUUGGCAAGGAGGAAAUGUCGGGAGCUGUCUGUGCAAACUGUCGGCCCAGAUUGGGAGAGCUAUAUACCCGAACCUUGAACAAGGUUUCAGAGCUUGAGGUUAGGUUUGGUCGCCUCUGGACACAAUGCCAACGCUGCCAAGGCAGUUUGCACGGUGAAGUCAUUUGCUCGAGUCGCGAUUGCCCUAUUUUCUACAUGAGAAUGAAGGCAAAAAAGGACGUUGAGGAUUCGGAAAGAGAACUCGCCAGGUUUGAUCAGGAUCCUGGUGCGUGGUAG